CUGGGACUCAUCUUGAACUCUUGGUCUCAAAGAAAUCCUCCCACUUACAACUCCGAAAGUACUGGGAUUACAGGCAUGAGCCACCAUACCCAGCCAUGUUCAUUAUCUUGAUUGUGUCAGCGGCCUCUUUGGUGUAAAAGAACGAGCUACGGAAGAUGGGAGAGAAGAAUGAGGAUGGAUGACUAAGAGCGAUGAUAGCCUACAAAGACACCCCAAGAAAGUGAAAUAUUUGCUUAUGAAUGAACAGGAAGGGAAGAAAUAGCUUUGUGCCUUUCUUGCAGUAGAUACUCAAUAGCCAUUUAUUUAAGAAUUUGGGCCGGGCGCGGUGGCUCAAGCGUAUAAUCCCAGCACUUUGGGAGGCCGAGGCAGGUGAAUCACGAGGUCAAGAAAUCGAGACCACCCUGGUCAACAUGGUGAAACCCCGUCUCUACUAAAAAUACAAAAAUUAGCUGGGCAUGGUGGCACAGGCCUGUAGUCCCAGCUACUCGGGAGGCUGAGGCAAGAGAAUUGCUUGAACCCAGGAGGCGGAGAUUGUGGUGAGCCGAGAUCACCCCAUUGCACUCCAGUCUGGGUAACAAGAGUGAAACUCCAUCUCACAAAAAAAAAAAGAAGAAUUUGGGCGGUCCUUAAAAGACAGGGCUUGCAUUCUUAGAACUGAGAAUCAAUAAGAAAAACUAUUCCUUUGAGAGGACCGUGGUAAUUUUAAGGCUAUGGGAUGACUUAUUUAAAUGGUUUGACCAGAACGUAGUUAAGCCCCUGUCUGCAUACAACUCUGUAUAGACUGAGUUUUCGAGUCUUUUGUUCCAGGCAUUCAUAGCCUGAAACUAUAUCAAAAUGUUUGCAGAUAGAUUGCAUUGAAAACAUUUGUUUUGGGGCCGGGCACGGUGGCUCAAGCCUGUAAUCCCAGCACUUUGGGAGGCCGAGGCGGGUGGAUCAUGAGGUCAAGAGACCUAGACCAUCCUGGUCAACAUGGUGAAACCUCGUCUCUACUACAAAUACAAAAAAUUAGCUGGGCGUGGUGGUGCGUGCCUGUAAUCCCAGCUACUCAGGAGGCUGAGGGGGAGAAUUGCCUGAACCCAGGAGGCGGAGGUUGCGGUGAGCCGAGAUCGCGCCAUUGCACUCCAGCCUGGGUAACAAGAGCAACACUCCGUCUCAAAAAAAGAAAAGAAAACAUUUGUUUUUAGACAAACUUAUUUCGGUUUUUCUACCAAGUAGAGCCAUUCAGCCAGCCUAAUUUUGCUAGGUUCACACAGCUUCUAGGAUCUGAAACAAACCUGAUCAACUGGAUUCUGAGUCCUGAACCUCGCUGGCCAAGGGCACUAGGAAGAUGUUACUGAUACAGAGUCAGAGAAGACAUAGGCAACUGAUCCAAUACAGAACCAGAGAGUAGGGAUGUGGGAGUGAAAACUGCAUCUGAUUUCUGCUCAGAAAAACCUGUGUUUGAAUCUUGGCUCCCUUGGGGAGACUCUGAACAUAUCACUCAGUUUCUCUGGUUCAGUUUCCUGCGGCUGUGAAUGAAAAACUCCAUUUCUCUCAGAUUCAGCUUCCUGUGAAAAACUGGAAUAUAAAGUUGUUGUGAGGAUUAAAUAAGACAAUGUAUAUGAAGGUAUCUUAGAGUCUGCAAAGUGUUAUGUAAAUGGAAGGUAUUAUAAAUUUGUGGUUAUGGACUUGUUAACGAAGUGAUGUGUUAACACUACGCUUAAGCAAAUGUUUCUAUUAUUAGUUUCUGAGAGCAGGAGAAUCACGUACAAUAUAUAGAGAGAGGAUGAGCCAUCACUAAUUCAAUACUAAUUCAAAUGCUUAUUGGCAGCACAGCAUACGGUGUGCCAAGAGGGUUUUCAGUACCCGAGAUACAGCAGAUAAAAAGAUCAUAAUACCUGUCCUCAAUGAACUAGUAAAAGCAAAGAGGGCUGCAAAAAGUCACUUGGGUCAAAUUUGGGAUUAUAUCAUUGCGGAGAUCAUGUAGAAUGGUAUUUUUCAGUUGCUGACGUCACAAAAAUCACACAAAAAAAGUGAAACAAACGAUAUACACAAGUGAUAGACACUAAACUGGUAAAAAUCUCAGAUUAUCAGGAGGAAGUCACUUCUAAAGUCCUCCCCACCCACAAUUGCUACUCCCCUGCCCAACCUACCACCUCAAGAAUUUUGACUGAUUACGAACUGAAUGGAGGGACAGAAGAUGGGAACCACGUGCUUUACAUCUGGGGUUAAUGUCCAUAAUAAGAUAGAAUGUGUCCUGGAGAAAAGUAGCCUAGGGAAGGGAAAUAGAGACUGUCCCGGGUGGUGAGCAUAGACGAUGGUGGGAAGGUGGCAUCUGAGCCUGAAGGAAGUGAGGGAGCCAUCCACGUGGAGACCUGGGGAAUCCCAUGCCCACCAAGAGGAAGAGAGCAGAUGGCCCUGAGGUGAGAGCACAUCUAGUGUGCGCAGGAGACAGCAAGGGGGUCAAGGUGGCCACAGAGGAAUAAGGGGGCAGAGGUUGGUGACAGAAAAAAAUUAAUAAAAAAGAUCAGAAGUAAAUGGGCCAGAGGGGGUGGGAGAGCCACCAAAGACACUGGAUGUUAUGUUGUAGGACUUUCUCCUUGGUUCAGCUGAAAGCUAGGUUCUUGUCACAAGGCCAUGAGAGAGUCGGUUCGCAUACAAUUUGAAGGGUCAGAAAAAUGGAAUGUAUUGGGCAAAAAGGGAAAAAGGCGGGGGGCGGGGAGCGGAAACGAACUCUCGGCAGAGCGAGAGUCCUGCUAGCCAGUUUUUCCGCCUCCCAGAUUGAAUCCCAGGUACCAUCAAGGACCAGGAGGGUCCAGGCUCCUCCCCACUGGGAAUGGCACGGCGUGGAGGGGGGAGGCGGAACCUCCCGAGGCUCCACCUCCGUGUGCAUUCCUCCCAGUGCACAUUCCUCCCAGUGCCGGAAGGUCACAGGUUCUGCUGGGGGACUUUACCACCUGGCUGUCUCGGUUACUCUGGGUGAGAUGGGGAGCUGUUGAAAGACGUUGAGCAGAAGAGCAACAUGAUCUGAAUGGUUCCGAAUAACUCAGGCCACUGUGUUGAGAGCAGACUGCAGGGAGCGAGCUCAGAGCAGAAAGCUCAGAGAAGUGAAAGGCCACUGAAAUAAUCCAGGGGAAAGGAGGAGACCUGUACCAGGGUGGGAGCGGUGUUCAUGGGAAGUGGUUGGAUCUGGCAUAUGGUUUGCAGGUAAAAACAACAGGAUUUGCUGACAAACUGGAUGUGAGGUGUAAGAGAAACGGAAGUAUAUAGAUGCAUUCCAAGUUUUUCAGCCUGAACAGGUGGAAGGGUCAAUUGGCAGUGACUGAAGAAAAGGUGCAUGGGAAUUGGCUUAAGCAGGAUUGCCUUGAGAAGUCAAGAAUCAUUGUUCCACUUACUUCUGUUGUGAUAAGUGAGGGAGUCAGGAUUUAAUGAGUAAAGUUGGAGAAAGAAUUUAGCCAAUUUGAAUGAAGGGCAUUCCAAGAAUAGGUUGAGAAUAUAGAUGCAAAAUAUGAGGGUGAGUGAUGGGCCCGCCUAGUGAGUUUGCUGGAACGGGUUAGAGCAGAUGGUUGAGUUGAGGAGUAGGGAGGAGAAGGCAGGAAGUUGAGGGAGCACAAGAUGAAGACUUGUAUCUUGCUGUUUUAAGAUUUCAUCACUAGGGCCACAGGAGGGGGCAGCAGGUUAAAAACAGGUGGUAGACAAUAUCCUGUUGGUUGUAGCCUUGAGAUGUGUGAGUGAAGAGCAAGGUAAGAAUUUCAACAAAGACAACAAAGAUGAAAAGAAAAUAUUAGUCUAUGGCAUAUAGAUGGGGAGAAAUCUUAAGAAAAACUGCUGGAUUUAGAACAUACUAUUCUCACGGCAGGAAGAGUAACAUAUAUUUUUAAGUGGCCUUCCAUUUCGCUUACUCUCCAUCCAAUCUAUUCACUUCUAUGGGUUCUACCUCCAAAGCAUUUCUUGGAUCUGUCCACGUCUGUUGGAUUCCACUGCUAAUACUCUGUUCCAGGUGAGUAAGAUCUCUUCUCUUGGCUAUUGCAACUUCUUCCAAAAUGUCCCUCCACUUCUGCUCUUGUCUUCUUCCAAUUUAUUUCCCAUACAGGUAUAAGAAAGAAAGUAUUAAAAUGUCUAUCAAACAUUUUCUGAUGGCUGGGAUAUUCUCCUUAAAGUUCAAUGACUCCCCAUUUCUCUUAGAAUAAAUUAUAAUGAUAACAGCACACUUGUGGCACAUACCAUGUGUCAGGCACUAUACUAACAACAUGACACAGAUUAAUGUAUAUAAUAUUCAAUUCUAUGAGGCAGGUGCUGUUAUCAUAAUUUAUAUCUAUCUGAUGAGGAAACUGAGGCACUGGGAGGUGGUUCAUUCAGGAUGCCUGUCUUAACCUGGAUUUCCCAGAAAGCGGAGCCCCGAUAAAUAUAUAUGUGCCGCUCCUCUGUUGGGGAUUGCAAUCUCAGAAAUGCAGGAGGGAGUCAGGCAGAGAAGGACCACCAUUUUCAAGAAAAGACCCCAGCAUGGCAUUAAGCACAUAUGAUUGCUUGGUCUUGCAUUACCAUUGCUACCCUGGACAUUCCGUCUGGGUAGAGGAGAAGAAGAAUUUAUUCACCGGCAUCUCUCACUCUUUGGUCAGAGAUUUACUCCAUGGGGCAUUGCCUCCCUUGCACUUGUGCCCACAGGCAGACCUUUGCACCAGGAGGAUUGCACUUAGGCAAAAGACAGUAGGUGUGACAGGGCAUAAGGCAGGGAUUACCAGGUUAGUCCACAUGAAGCCCGUCAGAACCCAGGCAGAGCUGCCUGUCACACUGACCACUGGAGCAGAGCAAGUAGCUAAAUACCCUCAGGACGCAUGAGGCCAGAGGACCUGAAGUAGUGCACAAGUGGCUGACACAUACAGGCAGUGAGGAAUCAAGCUGGGGUACAAACGCCGGCAGCCUGGCCUCAAAGCCCAUACAUUUAAAAUUGCUCUGAUACGCUGCCUUGCAGAAUAAGAUCCAAACCCUUUACCAUGCCCUACAGUAUCCUGCAUGAUCUAGCCCCUACCAUCUGUCCAACUCCAUCUUGCAACUUCUUUUCCUCCCUCACAAAGCUUCAGGAGCUUGUUCUUUCAGUUCCUAAAUUCCACUCCAUCCUUUCCUGCCACAGGACCUUAAUGCAUGAGUCCCUCUGUGCGGAUGCUUUUUCUUCCUCUUUUGUGUGGCAAACAUUUCUUAUCUUUUAGUCACAGUUUAAGUGUUGCCUUCUAGAGAGGCCUUCCUGACCACUCUGUAAAAGAGGACUUCCUCCUUGUAAUUCUUCCCUUCCACUCUGUGUGUGUUUCUUUCACAAUAGUGAUCACAGUUUGAAGUAGUUUUAUUCAUUUCUUUGAUAACUUCUUUUUCGUUUCUGUCUCCAGGAGAAUGUAAGCCUAUGGAGACAAGGACAGUGUCUGUCUUCCUCACCGUUACAGCCUCAGCAUGGAGCUCAGUGCCUGACCCAAGGAGAUGCUCAAUACUUGUAGGAUGAAUGAAUUAAGGGCUCUUAUAUGAGAAAUAGCUUUUUCUUUUGAGAUGGAGUCUCGCUAUCACCCAGGCUGGAGUGCAGUGGCACUAUCUUGGCUCACUGCAACCUCUGCCUCCCAGGUUCAGGCAAUUCUCCCACCUCAUCCUCCCAAGUAGCUGGGAUUACAGGCAUGUGCCAUCACGCCUGGCUGAGUUUUGUACUUUUAGUAGAGAUGGGGUUUCACUGUGUUGGCCAGGAUGGUCUUGAACUCUUGACCUCAGGUGAUUUGCCUGCCUCAGCCUCCCAAAGUGCUGGGAUUACAGGUGAAAGCCACCGUGCAGAUUUUAAGGUGGUAUUUUCUACAUCACUAUUUGAAGUAAAAACACUGUGGAGUUACUGAAUGGACAAAUGAAUGAUGCUAAUGUGUGAAGGAAGAUAACGGACUGGAAGGAAAUUAGAUGAAUGGCCUGUCUCUCUCAAGUUUCCUUCCAGCUCUAAGAGUCCUUGAACCAUGGAGUAUAUUUUUAAGGAAGUGCAAAGGAACAGGAAGGAAGCAAAAGUAGGAAUUCCUUAGGAAGUUCAGAAUAGAAAAGCUAGAGAAUCUGUCCCAUAGUAUGGCAAACAGGGAGUUAUUUAAAGCAAGGUUUUGAAACCAUGAACCUCUAAAUGGCUUACAAAAAUCCAGGAGCACUCAUAAAAUUGUAUACAAAGCAUGUCUCCAUAUCUGCAUGUGCAACUUUCUAAGCAAUAGUUUCUAUUGUAUUUGAAAAGGAACUCAUACCCUUUACAUAGUUAGAAACACUAAUUAAUUGCAGAAACAGAUGAGUCUACAGAUAAUCUAGACUCACUUCCUCCGUUUUCAAAUGAAGACAUCAAGGCCCAAAGAUGUUAUGGGAACAAAACAUCUGAACCUGCUAAAAUGCAAACACAAUAAAUGAGGUGACAAGGCCCAAGAUUCUCGAUUCCCAUUCUAGCGUUCUUUGUUAUGCCACAAUACCUUCCUGAAAUUGAGUUAUAAAAUACUAUGUGAAGAAAAGAGAAAUGUUUAAUAUCUUGGAAAAUCGAAGAGAAAAUCUAAACUGAUAGCAAAGGUAAAUGUAAUUGAAUCUCAAGGCUGGAGGAGCCUCCAAAGGUCGACCAAACAGUUCCCUGACUACAGGCAAAAACCCUGUGAACAGCCUGGAAUUAUCAUUUUUCAAGAUGGUUAAGGAAUAUGAAAGAAUCAAAAUAAUUAUUUAGCACUUAAAAAUCAAAUACUAGCUGGGCACGCUGGCUCACGCCUGUAAUCCCAGCACAUUGGGAGGCCGAGGCGGGUGGAUCAUGAGGUCAAGAGAUCGAGACCAUUCUGGUCAACAUGGUGAAAAUACAAAAAAUUAGCUGGGCAUGGUGGCGCGUGCAUGUAAUACCAGCUACUCAGGAGGCUGAGGCAGGAGAAUUGCCUGAACCCAGGAGGCGGAGGUUGCGGUGAGCCGAGAUCGCGCCAUUGCACUCCAGCCUAGGUAACAAGAGCGAAACUCCGUCUCAAAAAAAAAAAAAAAAAUCAAAUACUAGAUUAUCCUUAUUCAUAAACAUGAGCAUGAAUAUAGUUGUCUCUUGGUAUCCAUGAGGGACUGGUUCCAGGGCUUGCCCGAUACCAAAAUCUACAGGUGCUCACAUCCCUUAAAUUAAGUGGCGUAGGACUUGCCUACAACCUCCGCAUACUCUCGUUUACUUUAAAUCAUCUCUAGAUUCUUCCUAAUGUCUAAUACAAAGUCUACACCCCACUUCAUUUGCAUGGAUUCAAUGUAGCACUUGGCAUACAGCACAUUCGUUUGCUUUUUGAAAGUUUGUCGAAUAUUGUUUUCCAAAUAUUUUUCAUUUCUUGGUUGGUUGAAUUCACAGAAGCAGAACCCACCCACAUGGAGGGCCGACUGUACAUAUCAAAGCUUCCCACAAAAAAAGAAUUUAAGAAUAAAGGCAUAAACUGACCACCUAUCAAAAUCCAAUGCUCAGCUGUGAUGCAAUACCAAAACAGAAGCAUGCUGUGUGUUCUAAUAACUGCUGAGAUAACUAAGUGUGGUGAACAUUUGACUCUCUCUCACAACGUGAGCUAAAGGACAAAUUAAGUAAAUUAAUUGCACAAUCUCUAGUCCUCCAUUUAGGCAAUUAGUCAACUUUUGUUCAGAAAACAUCAGACUGUUGGGAUACCUGAAUUAAACUUCUUGCAACUGCCACUAAUUUCUGGGCGUGGACAAGUCACUUUCUCUAGUUCUCAGCUUCCUCCAUCUUCACAGUGGAAAACGGUUAACCUUAGACAGGGGUUUUCAACUUGCUUUGUCAUUUUAUUUUAUUUUAUUUAUUUUGAGACGGGAGUCUCACUCUGUUGCCAGGCUGGAAUGCAGUGGCUCAAUCUUGGCUCACUUCAACCUCUGCUUCCUGGGUUCAAGCAAUUCUCCUGCCUCGGCCUCCUGAGUAGCUGGGACUACAGGUGCAUGCCACCAUGCCCAGCUAAUUGUUGUAUUUUUAGUAGAGACGGGGUUUUACCAUGUUGGCCAGGAUUGUCUUGAUCUCUUGACCUUGUGAUCCACCCACCUCAGCCUCCCAAAGUGCUGGGAUUACAGUCAUGAGCCACUAUGCCCAAUCUUAUUUUUUUUCAUUUGCUAUCAUGUUGCUGUUGUUACCACCCACACAGUAAGACAUAUUUUUUUAUUAUCUGCAUCGGUAAACAUAUAUGCUCAUGACUGAAACAAAAGUUUUGCAAGACAAUAUUGAUGCUCAGUAUAUUCAGUGCACUUUGAUAUUUUCUAGUCUAUUAGAUUAUGUCCUGUUUUUAAAAAUAUGUAUAGGUCAUAACUCAUUACAUUGAUUUAAUAACCUAUGCAUGGGUCACAAUCUACAGGUUAAAAAACAUGAAGAUCACUUGCAGUUUUCCUAUUCUACCAAUAAACUCUCUGCAAGAACCACAAGUCAAUAGUACAAUCAAUUUACUUGAAAUUCUAUUUUCUCCCUUUCUAUGUCAUGGGUGAUAAUGGGCAGUGAUAAAGAAUUACAAGUAGAGAACGGGAAAUUAAGUGCUUUGAGCAUCCAUGAGAGGAAAUUCUGCCAGUAAGUAAUUUAACAUUAACUAGAGAGAAAGGACAUCCACAACUAGGAAGACAGGACAUCCACAGUUGGAAAGUUUUCACUGACGUUUUUUUUUUUAACCUGCCUAUGAACUGUUCAAGUUUUAAGACUUUUCCAAGAAAAUGAUUGAGAGAAGGUGGGGAUAGAAAGGAGAGAAGGAGAAGGAAGGGGGAGAAAAGGAAAGGAGGAAAAAGAGGUGAAUGUUCAAAUGUUGGUGGGUGGUGCUGACCCCCUACACUAGUGCGAGCCUCAGUCCAGGCAGAAACCCCCUCUACACACGUGAGAAGGAAGCUACUGGGCCGUGGCAUCACUCUGCACUGCCAGAACACUUCUUAGAAAUCAAAACCUGACCAUUACAAGUCUACAAAACAUUCUUCAGUGCCUUCUCAGCCUUCACAGGGUAAAGCGCAAACUCUUCAGCACGGCACACCAACAACUCAUGACCUGGUAGCAUCUUUCCCUUCUCCCCAAAACCGUCCACAACCACAAUGUACACACACCAUCACCAGUUGCAUAGAGUCCUUCAAGUUCUCCGAACACCCCUUCCAAUGCUGCUUUGAUUUGGUUUCCACUCCUCUCUCAACAGUUUAAUAGAAGCAUAUUCUUUACUUCCUAGCUGUCCAUUUGUAUUUCCUGUUAAGACAGCACAUCUACAAUGACUUCAAUUCCCAAAGGCUCUGGAAUCUUGUUUUGCUUUUUUCUCCUUAUUUUGGGGUUUCAUUGGGCUCACCUCUGUUCAUCUUCUUUUCUUUUCUUUCUUCUUUUUUUUUGGGGGGAGCAGAGUCUCGCUCUGUCUUCCAGGCUGGGAUGUAGUCAGUGCUUUGAUCUCAACUCACCGCAACCUACACUUCCCGGGUUCAAGAAUACCCUCCGCUCUGCCUCCCUCUUCUAGUCCUUCAAGUCUCAGCACGUAUAUCCCUUUUCUGUCAUUCCCACCUGGUCCAUGCCCCUCCAACACUGUGCUUACCCCAGUCACAGAUGCUAAUGCAGGGUAUUGCCUGCUCACCUUCCCCACUUGACCCUGAGUUCCAUGAGCGCAGGGAUGGUGUCCACCCUGUUCAAAGUGAACCGUGUCCAACACCCAGUAGGAAUCCCAUAAGUAUUUGUUCGCUGAGUAUGGAAGGACUCUCCUGUAUUCUACUUGUCCUAGCUCUGAAUCUCAGUUAUAAUGGUUGGCAGUCAAGUGUGAUCAGAUUAAGUAGAUAAUCUCUAGUAUGACAAAACUUUAGCAAAAGCUUCACAUAAAAAGUGAAGUAUGGGCGGGGUGUAGUGGCUCACACCUGUAAUCCAAGCACUUUGGAGGCCAAGGUGGGCGGAUCACCUGAGGCCGGGAGUCCAAGACCAGCCUGACCAACACAGUGAAACCCUGUUUUAAAAAAAUAAAUUAAAUUAAAAAUUUUUUUAAAGUGAAGUAUGGGCCAGGUAUAGUGGCUCACACCUGUAAUCUCAACACUUUGGGAGGCUGAGACGGUGGAUCGCGAGGUCAAGAGGUCGAGGCCAUCCUGGCCAACGUGGUGAAACCCUGUCUCUACUAAAAAUACAAAAAUUAGCUGGGCAUUAGGCACGCGCCUGUAGUCCCAGCUACUCAGGAGGCUGAGGUGGAAGAAUCGCUUGAACCCGGGAGGUGGAGGUUGCAGUGAGCCAAGAUUGCGCCAUUGCACUCCAGCCUGGCGACAGAGCAAGACUCCGUCUUAAAAAAAAAAAGUGAAGUAUGAAUCUUUUACCCAUUAAAAAAAUGAUAAUGAUUAAGCAGAAUGGGAAUGCUGGCAACCAGUCAAGAGAACGUUAUCCUCCUAAACGGCCCCUCCAAAACAACUUGAAAUUCACAGUGAAAAACUCAGAAAACAGAAAACCACAGUGGAGGGUGAACAGAUUUUAAGAAAUUUCAUAUUUGGACUAAAUCCCUUUUAUUAGUGGAAAACAGAGGGAAAUGUGGCUAAUUGUAAAAAUCUUGUGUGUGAAGGAAGGCAAAGCACCUCUAAAACUCAAAGAUACACUCCUACCUUGAUUAGUAAAAGAGCAGAAUUUCACUCAAACAAUAAAUCACUGGUGUGAGGAGCGAGUCACAUGGGCUCAUAUAAUUCAUUCCUAAAAUACUAUAAAUAAAACAAGAAAUGACUAAUUAAAUCCAACAAGGGAUGAUGAUAAGAGCAAGGAAGAUAAUGAAUGUUAUCCCAAAGAAAGGACAAAAUGAAAUAUUGCAUUUUAGAAAAGGAACACAGGCGAGGUGCGGUGGCUCACACCUGUAAUUCCAACAUUUUGGUAGGCCAAGGUGGGAGGAUUACCUGAGGUCAGCAGUUUGAGACCAGCUUGGCCAACAUUGUGAAACCCUGUCUCUACCAAAAAAAAAAAAAAAAUACAAAAAUCAGCCGGAUGUGUUGGUUCACAUAUGUAGUCCCAGCUACUCGGGAGUCUGAGAUGGGAGAAUUGUUUGAACCAGGGAGGCGGAGGUUGCAGUGAGCUGAGAUUGCACCACUGCACUCCAGCAUGGGAGACAGAGCGAAACUCCAUUUAAAAAAAAAGAAAAGAAAAGAAAAUGAACAGUGGUGAGCCCAAUGAAACCUCAAAAUAAGGAGGAAAGAAAAAAACACGAUUCCAGAGCCUUUGGGAAUUGAAGUCGUUUUAGAUGUGAUGCCUUAACAGGAAAUACAAGCGGACAGCUAGGAAGUGAAGAAUAUGCUUGUUAAACUGCUGAUAAAAGGCAGAUGACAGACUGUAAAGAACUAGGGACAUGGUUUAAAUCUCCUUGUCUCUAUGACAUACAGGAUAUCUCAAUUAGAUAAUGAUUUCUUUUCAUUUCCUGAAGAACAAGGAGGCUGAAUGAAGUAAAUGUAUUUGUUGGUUAUCGGAAAGAAUGAAGAAGCCUGCUUCCAAAUGCAUUUCCCAGUGAAUCCAAUUCCGGCCCUUCGUAAAUUCUUUGAAGAAAAUGUCUAUGAGCACAUGAAGAAAUGCAACCAACAAAAUAACAGGAAUUCUCAAGGGCGAUUCAGGAUGUGAUUACCUUUUCUUCAUUGUCGGGAUUGUGUCCUAAAAAUUACUGAUGGUUCUAUAUUGGGGGAGAAACUGUGAUUUUUAAAAGUUUUACACUUAGGUUUGUAUCAUCAAAAUUUCUAUAAUGGGCAUGUAUUACUAAUGGAAUAAAAAACACUCCCCUUCCACCCAUCUUCCACCAAAAAGAAAAAUUGUGAUAGGACAACAUCUAAAGAUCUAUUUGAUCUUUUGUGGCAAAAAUAUGAAAAAUGUGAUCCUAUCCUUCAAACAACUCCUAAGAUGAUCUCUGGGAGAUUAGACUAUUCAGAAGAACAUCAAAUCCCAGCUCUUAGAAGUGGAAAUUGGGGCCGGGCGCGGUGGCUCAAGCCUGUAAUCCCAGCACUUUGGGAGGCGGAGGCAGGUGGAUCAUGAGGUCAAGAGAUCGAGACCGUCCUGGUCAACAUGGUGAAACCCCAUCUCUACUACAAAUACAAAAAAUUAGCUGGGCAUGGUGGCGCAUGCCUGUAAUCCCAGCUACUCAGGAGGCUGAGGCAGGAGAAUUGCCUGAACCCAGGAGGCGGAGGUUGCGGUGAGCCGAGAUCGCGCCAUUGCACUCCAGCCUGGGUAACAAGAGCGAAACUCUGUCUCAAAAAAAAAAAAAAAAAAAAGUGGAAAUUGGAGGACAUAGUUCCAGUGGUAGCAGGGGCUUAAAUAACCCCUUCCGCCUGGGCAGAGGUGAACUCUGUGGUGGUAUUGCUAUUAUGUGACAGUAAGUAACAAGCACGGUUAGGAGAUUUUUAUUUUAGUGACUUAGUCAUCGCCAAGUUCUUGAUCAAAAAAACAGAAACUAAAUCAGCUGGCUCAGAUAUUUUGAAAGUACGUUUAUUUUUAAGGACACCAGAACCAUGAAAACAUGAUUCAGUCCAGCCUCGUGGGAGCUGCAGAUGGGAACUGGUGAGCUGUCGGGUUGGGGUCCAUGCUGCAGAAGUCCUGGCAGCCUCGUGGCCUCUUUCCUUUGCUCUGUGCUGAAUAUCUGCCCCAUUCUUAUCUCAGCAGACCAGAUCCCUUGACUUAUUCAGAAUUUCUGCUCUCUUGUGAUUUGGCCCGGCACGUGACUUUUGUUGGGCCAUAAAACCGCCCCCAGACAUGAUGCUACGUGACAGAUAGGCUCCCGGCAGCCAGCACAAACUUUCAGAGAGCCAGUUUCACGUUGAAAAGAAAAGAUGUUGAUUGUCUCAGCCUGGGUGAGGUGUACAACCCUGUUUACAUCUGCUGUGGCAGAGGCACUAGGAUACAUUUUAUCAGUGACCACUUUGGCUCAGCUCUUCAACAGAGGCUUAUCAGGGCUAAGUUCCAGAGAAGGAGACUUUGUGUCAAGUGUCCAAAAUAUAUUUAUUACCUUUGAAUAAGCAUCUUCGGAUGAAUCUGCACACCUUCUCCCUAUCCACAGUCUCACUCCUACAGUGGCCCACCUCUUCCUGGCUGAAACAGAAAGCAACUCACUCAUACUAAAGUACUGGUGACUGACCCAGUGACUUUACAGCAAAUCAUUACUCUUCCCAGGAAUUGACUAAAUUUAAUUUUCUCUAAAAAGACAGAAUUUUGACUGUUUUUAUUUUAUUUAAUUUUGAGACGGAGUCUUACUCUGUCGCCAGGCUGGAGUGCAGUGGCGCAAUCUCGGCUCACUGCAACCUCCGCCUGGGUUCAAGCGAUUCUUCCGCCUCAGCCUCCCGAGUAGCUGGGACCACAGGAGCGUGCCACCAUGCCCAGCUAAUUUUUGUAUUUUUAGUAGAGACGGGGUUUCACCAUGUUGACCAGGAUGGUCUCGAUCUCUUGACCUCGUGAUCCACCCGCCUCGGCCUCCCAAGAUAAUUUAAUUCUUACAAUAACCCAAGCAACAGAGUGUGUUAAUUAGGAUAAUAUUAACUGUGGUAACAAAUAAAUACUGAAAAUACAUGCCUUAAAUAAAAUAAAAGUUUACUUCGGAUAGGUGUUUCUCCAUCUGGGUCUGUAGAUGGUUUUCCUCCAUUUGGUGAUUCAGAAAUCAAGAAAUCAAGGGUUUUUUUUUUGUUUUCCCUGUGGCUCUGCCAUCUCCUAAACCUCACUGUCAACUGAGGUCAGCCAGGGAGGAAAAAAGAAAGUGUGGAGAAGUGACCCAGAUCUUAAAGAGCCUGGCCUGGAAGUGACACCCUUCAAGUCCACUAUUGGUGAGAACAAGUCUCCAGGCAACGGCGGGAUGCAAGGGUGUGAGAAAUGUAUCUCUGUUAGUAUGUUUUAUUUUAUGAGACAGAGUUUCGCUCUUGUUGCCCAGGCUGGAGGGCAAUGACUCCAUCUCAGCUCACCGAAACCUCUGCCUCCCAGAUUCAAGCGAUUCUCCUGCCUCCACCUCCCAAGUAACAGGGAUUACAGGCAUGUGCCAGCAUGCCGGGCUAAUUUUGUAUUUUUAGUAGUAGAGAUGGAGUUUCUCCAUAUUGGUCAGGCUGGACUUUUAACUCCGGACUUCAGGUGAUCUGCCCACCUCGGCCUCCCAAAGUGCUUGGAUUACAGGCCUGAGCCACCGCACCAAGCCUGAAAAAUUAGUUUUUUAUCAAUCUGGAUUUGCACUUUGUUUUCACAUUUUAAUAUCUCUUCAAUAGGAAUGUAUUGUCAAUCAAUGGCAAGUUUAUUAUUCAAGGUAAACUCAGAUUUGGUUGGCAGCAUUUUUCCUUUCUUGGUAGUACAGAUAGAGCACAUGCUUUACAAUCAAUGGAAUCUUAGGCUAGAUGAAAUUUGGUUUUAAAAUAUGGAAGAGGGGGCUGGGCGCAGUGGCUCACGCCUGUAAUCCCAGCACUUUGAGAGGCCGAGGCGGGUGGAUCACGAGGUCAAGAGAUCGAGACCAUCCUGGUCAACAAGAUGAAACCCCGUCUCUACUAAAAAUACAAAAAUUAGCUGGGCAUGGUGGCGCAUGCCUGUAAUCCCAGCUACUCAGGAGGCUGAGGCAGGAGAAUUGCCUGAACCCAGGAGGCGGAGGUUGCAGUGAGGCGAGAUCGUGCCAUUGCACUCCAGCCUGGGUAACAAGAGCAAAACUCCGUCUCAAAAAAUGAAAAAUAAAAAAAUAAAAUAUGGAAGAGGGAGGAGAAAUUUUGCCUCUUCCUCAGUUUGUUCUUUUCACCAAAUAUCUGUAUAUACCCUUCUUUCCUCAUUCUAAAGACAUACCCUGAAGUCCGAUCCAGUUCGUGCAUACAGCUCAAAGUCCAGCAUCUCUGGGUGAUAUGGAGUCUUCUCAUCUAAAGCUCUCUUCAGUUUGGUGAUAUACAAACAUAUUUAAAAAUUCCCUGCCCCUCUAAUAUGUAAUUAUAAGACAGGGACAAGAUAACCACAACAGAAGUUCCUAUUAAGAAGGACCCAGAAGUAGGGUUUGGGCCUAGGUAACGGGGCAGAGAUGUGGUUCAAGAUUCUCCCCAGACUCUUUGCCAUGGGCGUGCGCUUGCUUAUUCCAGGACUGGCUACUUUGUACAUCCACAGGUUCACUAAUGGGGGCAAGGGAAAAAGAGCUGCCUAUUUUUUGUAUCACUGGGAUUUGAUGGAAAGAGAUAGGCACAUCUCUGGAGUUGAUUGUUACUACAUGUCAAAGGGUUUGGAGAACAUUGAUUAAGGAAGCAUUUUCCUGAUUGAUGAAGAAAACAACUGUUAUGGCCAUUGCCCCCUGCUGGAAGUUCAUACAGUGCACUAUGUAGCAUGCAGUGUGUUAUGUAGUGCUUAAUAAAAAUAAAAUGAAAAAAAAAGAAGCUCCUAGUAAGAAAGGGAAGAACUGUGAAUACACGGCAGUCAUCGGUCCGUUCUAGUAAUGGAUACUGUCUUUUAGGUUAUCAGAAACUUGAUUUUUAAAAUGCUUUGCAAAGGCCAGGUGCGGUGGCUCAUGCCUGCAAUGCUACCACUUUGCGGAGCCAAGACGGGUGGAUCACGAGGUCAGGAGUUUGAGACCAGCCUGGCCAACGUGGCAAAAUCAUGUCUCUACUAACAAUACAAAAAUUAGCUGGGCACGGUGGUGGGCAACUGUAAUCCUAGCUCCUCAGGAGGCUGAGGCAAGAGAACUGCUUGAACCUGGGAGGCAGAGGUUGCAAGUGAGCUAAGAUCCCACCACUGCACUCCAUCCUGGGUGACAGAGCGAGACUCACUCUCAAAAAAUAAUAAAAUAAAAUGCUUUGCCAAGACAUAACACGGAUCUCCAUCUUUCUAGCACCCAAUAUCUCCUUUUUUUUUUUUUUUUUGCUAUCUGCUACCCAAGUGUUCAGAGAGUAAUAGUUACUUUAGGUAUUUAUUGUAGCAGUACUUUUUUCAAGGUAGCAAUUUUUUUUAUCAAUUAGGGUAAUGUUAGAGGCAGUAGAUAAUAGACCCCAAAUGUAUGGCUCAAACUUAAUAGAUGUUUAUUUCUCAUUAUUUUAAGCACCCAAAGCAUCUGUCCCAUUGGCGGUCAUCUUUCCUCUAUAGUGUGAUUCAAAUAUCUAGUCUUCCUCCAUCCUGUGGUUCAGUCUUCCCCUAGAGCAAAUCUGUAAAUGAAUCUCGCUGGUGGAAAGAGAAAGAAUAGAGAAAGUAUACCUUCUUCCUAAAUCUUGACCUGAACAUGCCACACCUCAUUUCUGCUCAGAUUCCACGGGUUAGAACUAAAGGAAGGAAAGAAGAAAGGAAGGAAGGAAGGAAGGAAGGAAGGAAGGAAGGAAGGAAGGAAGGAAGGAAGGAAGGAAGGAAGGAAGGAAGGAAGGCCACAUCAGGUACAUGAGGAGUGGGGAAAUGAAGUCCUUGUCUGAGCAGUUUGCAGUGACAACUCCAUUCUCCAUUGGGGAAGCAUGAAUUCUGGCAGACAGCUAGCUGUUUCUGAUAUAAGAAGAUAAGGAUUGAAUCUUGAAUUACAGAACUUUAGUGGUGGGGGAAUAAUUUUUUAAUAGUAUUAAGUAGUUCCUCAUAGGGUACCUCAAAUUGUAACAUAUCAGUAACCACCGACUCUGUCUCCUAAGUCUUAUGUCCGUGUAUUAUUUUGAAAUAUUAGAUUAAAUUUAUAUGACAAGAAAUAGAACCAAAAACAAGAAUGGUGACUUUAAAAAGUAGCCUGCACUGGUAGUAGCAAUCAUAGAGUAGAAGUAGCUGGCAUUAUUUUUAGAGAUUUCUAUAUACCAGGCACUGGACUGAGUCCAUUUUAAGCAUGAUUUUAUUUAAACCUUAUUAGCAUCCCAAUGAGAUGAGGAAAUUUAGAGGUAAAAUGACCUGCUGGGUUAAAGAAUAUCUAAGAGUAUCUCAUUUCAGGGACUGGUUCCAACAAUUGUAGGGGAGAAAAAUAAUUUUUCUUCUACCCUCUUAGGUUUUCUAACUGGGGCCCUGGAAUUUAAGCCAACAGAAGGCAGACUAACAGGAGAAAAACAGUUUCAUACAUACCUAUGCAUGGUAUGUUCACGAAGAAAUGAGACUCAAGGAGGCAGCCAGAUGAUUGAGGGUUAUGUAUCAUCAUAGGCUAAGCAAAAGAAAAGGGAUUUGGGGUUUCGGGGUGAGGGAGGCAAGUAUUA
Molecule: messenger RNA, 17055 nt
Organism: Callithrix jacchus (white-tufted-ear marmoset)
Lineage: Eukaryota; Metazoa; Chordata; Mammalia; Primates; Cebidae
Source: RefSeq, a predicted model, not a curated record